Molecule: messenger RNA, 2788 nt
Organism: Cornus florida
Lineage: Eukaryota; Viridiplantae; Streptophyta; Magnoliopsida; Cornales; Cornaceae
Product: G-type lectin S-receptor-like serine/threonine-protein kinase SD2-5
Exons: 1
Coding region: 107-2614 (835 amino acids)
Biological process (GO): protein phosphorylation
Molecular function (GO): ATP binding; protein serine/threonine kinase activity
Source: RefSeq, a predicted model, not a curated record
CCAAUACAGCAAGACUUGUCUCCUGAGAGUCUUGACUCUCUCUCUUACCAGUUACCAUUUAUCCUGAUCAAUCAUCAAAACACAGAUCUUUUCUUUGGCAGUGAUCAUGGCUUGUUUCAUGUCCUUUCUGAUAUUUCUCUCUUAUCUUUUCUCCCACAACACUGCUACAUCCAGUUCCAUUUACUACCUUAAUUCAACCCUUCCUUCCACUUGGUACAACAACGAUUCAAUCAACACAACCCCCAAUGGUGCUGAUGGAUCCAAAGUAAGACCACUGCUCUCAACCAAACAGACCGUUGGUUUUGCUUGUGGAUUCUACUGCAUCAACGCUUGCACAGAUUACUUGUUCUCGGUGGUGGUGAUCCGCGGAGGCAAUCAUAGUGUCGUCUGGUCAGCAAACACAGAACAUCCGGUCAAAGAAAACGCAAAACUGCAACUCACCGGAGACGGCGGUUUAGUGCUGCUAGAUUCUGAUGGACCAUACAGGUGGUCAACAAACACGUUGAACAAAUCUGUAGCGGGAAUGAACAUGACUGAAUGGGGCAAUUUGGUUCUGUUUAACGACAGAGGAGCUAUUGUUUGGCAGUCCUUUGACCACCCAACUGAUACAUUGCUCCUCGGCCAGCGUUUAUACGAGGGUAAACAACUCAUUUCCCACAUUUACUAUGUCAAUUUCUCAUCCGUCGACGGUUUUGCUGCAUACACCAGAGAUGACAAGGGGCAGUCACAGAUGUAUUAUCAGUUGGCGCCAGAAGAGAACUCAACAGUUACCCAAAGCUCAUCAAGAGGCAGUUGUAGGCUUUUGAUGAGAGAAGAGGAAGACAAUAGCUCGAGCACUAAUGACACCUCAAAUUAUCCCCAACUUCAGAGUGGAGGGUUCUUUGUGAAUUGGGGAGCAUCUCAAGACUUAUCUGGAUCAAGCCCCUUCGAAUUGCCGGCACUAAGACCAUACAUUGAGUAUAUAAAGCUUGAUAGCCACGGACACUUGAAGAUAUACAGGCACACCAAUGAAAGUGGAAUGAGUGAGGUUAUUGAUGUUGUUACCCGAGAUCUUGGCGUAUGUCAGCAUCCACGUCAAUGUGGGAAAUAUGGGUUGUGCAGGGAAGGCAAAUGCAGCUGUCCAGUAAAUCAGACUCAAUUUGAGUCCCGGACUCAAUUUCAGUCCCCUGAUGAUGGUUGCUCGAGGACUACUCCAUUGUCUUGCCAGCGUCCCCUCCGCCAGGAACUUGUUCCAGUAAGAAAUGUUAGCUACUUCAAUAUCAUUGAUUCAAAUGCUGCCUUUCCGAAUAUCACAGAUAUAGAAGGAUGCAAACAGGCCUGUAGGCAAAAUUGUUCCUGUGGUGCAGCCUUUUUCAGGUAUGACAACAACAACGUCUCGGAUGGGUAUUGUUAUAUGCCAUCUGAGGUCUUGACAAUGAGGGAAGGCCAAAUUCCAAAUCAUAAUUUCUCAUCCGACGCAUACAUUAAGGUUCAGAUUCCGAACAAGGCACCAACUAAUACACUAGCAAUAAUAUUAGGGUCUAUUUCUGGUGCCCUUGUGAUGUUUUGUUUCUUAGUUGCUGUUAUAUUCCGGGUGAAAUGGACGAAGACUAAUACCGAAGAUGAGGAAGAAGACUAUAUCAUGCAAGUUCCGGGGAUGCCAGUGAGUUUUUCCUAUGAAGAACUACGCAUUGCAACAGAGGAUUUCAAGGAGAAACUCGGGGCAGGAGGAUUUGGGUCGGUAUUCAAAGGAACGCUGAGGGACGGUACUGAGAUUGCAGUGAAGCGGUUGGAUAAAAUGGGGCACGGUGUGAAGGAGUUCUUAGCUGAAGUUGUAACAAUCGGAAGCAUCCAUCAUUUUAAUUUGGUGAGGUUGAUUGGAUUUUGUGCAGAAAAAUCUUGCAGGCUUCUGGUAUAUGAAUAUUUGAGCAAUGGGUCUCUGGACAAUUGGAUUUUCUACAGAGACGACAAACCUUGUCUAGAUUGGCAAACCCGAAAGAGGAUUAUACACGGCAUAGCCAAAGGGUUAGCUUAUCUACAUGAAGAAUGCAGACAGAGAAUCAUUCAUCUUGACAUAAAGCCACAAAACAUUCUCUUGGAUGAAAAUUUCAAUGCCAAAAUAUCCGAUUUUGGGUUAUCUACGCUAAUGGACAGAGAUGAAAGCCAAGACCUUUUCGCAUCGAGGGGAACUCCCGGAUAUAUUGCUCCGGAGUGUGGAAAAUCAAGAAUCACCAUAAAAGUUGACGUAUAUAGCUUUGGAAUUGUUCUUAUUGAAGUAGUUUCUGGAAGAAGAAAUUUGGAUAGAAGUCGGUCAGAGUCUAGCAAACAUCUACUCGGAUUGUUGCAGAGGAAGGCCGCAGAAGAUCAACUCCUUGACAUUGUCGAACAUUUGGAUGAUGAGGUACAAGGCCAUAGAGAAGACGUGGUGAGACUGAUUAAGAUUGGAGCUUGGUGUUUGCAAGAUGAUCACACAAAAAGGCCUCUUAUGUCCACUGUGGUGAAGGUUUUGGAAGGAGUAAUGGAGGUCGAUUCAGACAUCAGUUACAAGUUCGCUCAUGCAAUGGCAUCUUCUUCUGUGGUCAAUGAUCAUGUUUCUACAGCUCCACAGGCAUCUGUUCUUUCAAACCCUAGAUGAAAGAAUGGCUUGGUAUGCAAAUAAAGUCUGUGCCUUCCAAAAUUCUUUCACUGAAUUGUAUGCAAAACCAAAUUCAUGUAAUUUGUGAUGAAGAAUGUUUUUAAUUUGUUUCUACGAUGUUGUUUUUAGAAAUAUAAAUUCCAAUUGAGCAAAAAACACUUGGUUGUUUUUAAA